AUGUCAAUCAGUCCAGAGCCCGCCGCGAUCGACCCAUCAAUAUUUCUUCCCCCGAGCAUAGACAAACCGCGGCUGCUCGCCGGCGAAUCCUACGCACACUUCUCGCCGGCCCCGCCAGCAAUUUCUACACAAACAACGACUACAGAUACAGAAUCAGACUACCUUAUUCUCGGUGUCGAUGAAGCCGGUCGUGGCCCCGUCCUCGGGCCAAUGGUCUACAGCGCCUUCUACCUUCCCAGUUCCCUGCACCACUCGCUCCUGUCAAAAGAACACAACUUCGACGAUAGUAAAGUCCUUACCACGGGUGUUAGGGCGAAUCUCAUGCGCAUUCUUUGUACAAAGGGCUCGUCACUCUACGAGUCGUGCGGAUGGGCGACGAAGCUCCUCUCCGCGCGGGAUAUAUCGUCAGGGAUGAUGCGGCCUGCAGCAGGCGCUUACAACCUGAAUGCGCAGGCAAUGGAUGCAACAAUCGAGUUAAUCAGAGGCGUGGUGGAAGAGAGGAAAAUGAAUGUGCGCGAGGUCUAUAUCGAUACGGUGGGAAACCCGGCGAGUUACCAGAAGAAGCUGGAGAUGGUGUUUCCAUCGCUGAGGAUCACUGUUGCAAAGAAGGCGGACUCGCUGUAUCCUUGCGUUAGUGCGGCGAGUGUGGUGGCGAAGGUUACGAGAGACGUCGCGCUGGAGGUGUGCUAUGAGACUUUCCAGGAGACUGGAAGGGGUGACGAUGGUUGGGGGAGUGGGUAUCCAUCGGAUUCCAAGUGUGUGGGGUGGUUAAGGAAUAAUAUGGACCCUAUCUUUGGAUGGGGGAAUGAGUGUCGGUUCAGCUGGGGGACGGCCAAGGAGAUUCUCGAGGCCAAGGGCGGAGAGAAGGUUGACUGGCCAGUGGAGGAGGACAAUACGAAGCUUAUGGAUUUUUUGCUGGCGGCUGGUGGUAGGGGCCCGGAGCAGGAACUCCGUGAGUGGUUCGGAAAGAAGACUGCAGAAAUUUUAUGA
Molecule: messenger RNA, 990 nt
Organism: Aspergillus mulundensis
Lineage: Eukaryota; Fungi; Ascomycota; Eurotiomycetes; Eurotiales; Aspergillaceae
Product: ribonuclease H2 catalytic subunit RNH201
Exons: 1
Coding region: 1-990 (329 amino acids)
Biological process (GO): DNA replication, removal of RNA primer; mismatch repair
Cellular component (GO): ribonuclease H2 complex
Molecular function (GO): RNA-DNA hybrid ribonuclease activity; RNA binding
Source: RefSeq, a predicted model, not a curated record